Molecule: messenger RNA, 2191 nt
Organism: Sorghum bicolor (sorghum)
Lineage: Eukaryota; Viridiplantae; Streptophyta; Magnoliopsida; Poales; Poaceae
Product: zinc finger CCCH domain-containing protein 5
Exons: 7
Coding region: 283-1632 (449 amino acids)
Molecular function (GO): mRNA binding; metal ion binding
Source: RefSeq, a predicted model, not a curated record
UCCCUCUCCCCGCAAAAGGCCACCGCGACGCGACCGCGUACGGAGGGCGAGCCGCGAGUGCAGGCACGCAGAGAGAAGAGAGGGAGGAGUCGCCAGGAAGGAACCGGAGCGCGAGGGAGGAGCGGAGCAGCGAGCGAGCAGCACUGCAGCAGCAGCAGCAGCGCAGGCUCGGCUCCGUGAGGGUCGCUCGCCUGCAGUAGCUUCGAUCGAGCGUCCCGGUCGGCGAGGCAGGCGCCCGAUCGCCCGCGCUCCGGGAGCUUCCGCCGGGGCCCGUGCCGUCGGAUGGAGCCGUACGCGGCGGCGAAGGGCGGUGGGGCCGACGCCGGCACCGGCCUGGAAGAGUCGAUGCGGAGGCUGGGGCUCGGCGACGACGGGGAACCGGGGGAGGAGAAGCUUCCGGAGCGGCCGGGCGAGGCGGACUGCGCCUACUACCUCCGCACGGGCGCCUGCGGCUACGGGGAGCGCUGCCGCUACAACCACCCCCGCGAUCGGCCGCCUCCGGUUAAUGGAGUUGGAAAGACCGCAGGUAUGGUGGAGUACCCAGAGCGUCCUGGACAGCCACUCUGUGAGUACUAUGCAAAGAAUGGCACCUGUAAAUUUGGUUCCAAUUGCAAGUUUGAUCAUCCCAGGGAAGGUGGUUUUGUACCUGUCACAUUAAACAGCAGUGGAUUCCCUCUACGUCUGGGUGAAAAGGAAUGUUCCUAUUACAUGAAAACUGGACAUUGCAAGUUUGGAUCUACAUGUAAAUUCCAUCACCCAGAAGUUGGUUUUCUUUCGGAGACACCUGGCAUGUACCCACCAGUUCAACCAUCACCUAUUUCCUCCUCACAUCCAUAUCCGCAUCUUGCCAAUUGGCAAAUGGGGAGGCCUCCUGUUGUGCCAGGGUCAUUUUUACCAGGCUCGUAUCCACCAAUGAUGCUUCCACCUACAGUUAUGCCAAUGCAGGGAUGGAACCCUUAUGUUUCACCUAUGAACCAAGUUACACCAGCUGGGGGACAGCAAGCUGUUCCAGCAGGGGCAUCUUAUGGUUUGUCACACCAGGGCCCUACCUCUGCCAUGACUUAUGGCAGUCAUUAUGCACAAUUGUAUUCUUCAUCUGGGACUUCAAGCAGCAACAUACAAGAAUAUGCCUUUCCAGAGCGGCCUGGGCAGCCUGAAUGUGAACAUUACAUGAAGACCGGAACCUGUAAAUAUGGAGCAGUUUGCAAAUAUCAUCAUCCUCAAUACUUCAGUGGACCAAAGUCUAACUACAUGCUGAGCCCUCUGGGUCUUCCCCUGCGUCCUGGUUCUCAGCCAUGUGCUUACUAUGCACACCAUGGGUUUUGCAAGUUUGGGCCGACAUGCAAGUUUGAUCAUCCGAUGGGUACUCCAAACUAUAGUAUUUCAGCAUCAUCACUUGCCGAUGUGCCAGUCGCUCCAUAUCCUCACAGUUUCCCUGUUACUCCUAUGCCUCCAUAUCUGCCAUCUUCUGAUCUGCGUCCACAAUACACUCUAGUCAAGGAUUCCUCUGCUAAUCCACCUCCAGCGCCUGGAACUACAUAUGGACCUGUUGGGUCUAUGUCAAAGGUUUAUGCUCCCCACACGCUUAUCCGAUCCCCAGCUUCUGCAGCUGCUGGCAUGCAAGCGUCGUAAUGAGACAGUUGAGAGCUUUAGUCCCCUUUCUGUCAUGAAAGAUAGAUCUUGGGCAACCUUCUCAGGAUUUUCUGCCAUAGGUGGAAUGAGGUCUCGGAUUCUUUUUUGCUCCAGUUCGACUUCCCAUCAAUCAAUUGUGAAUAAAGGCUGCAGCUGACAUAGAAAAGUCUGAAUAAAUGCAAAGAUAGGAAUUGGCAAGCUCAUUCACUUGCCAUUUUUCUGUCCGUCUCUGAAAUGAGAGGAGAUAUAAUUCUGAUUCUAGUAGGGUUCAGAGCUCCAUUAUUAUCACGUCUAAGAUGCAGAGGUGCAGGGGAUUCGUAUGGGAAAGCUGAUGGGUUCGUAGCUCUAGCCCAAAUCUUUUGUUUAUCUCAUCAAUCAUCUUAUAUAUGUUAUAUAUAAUAUGUAUAUCCCUUGGAACAGCAACUACGACCUCCGCAACAUGUAUGUAUCUCUAUAUAUAUAAACUGGGAACACGGCACGUUGUAACGAGACGAUUGGAACCCUUAACUGAAUCAAUCUGAAACCAUUCCCUGGUCAUCCCCUGAUCUUUUGAUACUUU